Molecule: messenger RNA, 7093 nt
Organism: Caretta caretta (loggerhead turtle)
Lineage: Eukaryota; Metazoa; Chordata; Testudines; Cheloniidae
Gene: CCDC86
Product: coiled-coil domain containing 86
Cellular component (GO): nucleolus
Source: RefSeq, a predicted model, not a curated record
GCGCGCGCUAAUGACGUCGCUGGCCGCUGCCCUCGCUGGGAGGGACGCGGCGGGAGGCUGCCGCCGGGCACGUGGCGAUGGAGCCGGACCAGGGCGCCAGGCGGCUGCGGAGGAGCCGGAGGCUGCAGGCGCAGGGGCUAGAGCCGGCGCCCGACCGUCCCCGGGAGGAGCCCCCGGCUCCCCCGCUCGGCCCCGAGGACGGGCAAGCGGGUACCCCCGGGGAGCCCGGCCGCGGCGAGACCCUGGGGGCGGCCCCGGCCUUGCAGCGGCGGAAUCCGGGCAAGGAGGCGCCGGCGGUUCCCAAGGGGAAACCCAAAUCCGGGCGGGUGUGGAAGGAUCCCGGCAAGAAGCGGUUUUCCCAUAUGAUUCAGGACAAGCCCCUCCGCACCUCCUGGGAGCGAAAGAUGAAAGAGCGCCAGGAGAAGAAAAUAGUCAAGGAUUUUGCCCGGCAUCUUCAGGAAGAAAAACAGAGGGAGCGUGAGGAGAAAAAGCAGCGCCGGGAAGAGAACUUGAAACGACGCCUGGAGAACGAGCGGAAGGCGGAGAUCGUACAAGUGAUCCGGAAUCCGCUCAAGCUGAAGCGUGCCAAGAAGAAGCAACUGCGCCGGAUCGAGAAGCGGGAUACGCUGGCACUAUUGCAGAAACGCCAGGCGCAGCGCAAAGAGGCCAAGGAGUGAGGCUGCAGAGGGGAAGGGGAAUAAGGCUCAGGGCAGCUGUUUUUCUGGGGUCCAUCUGUCCUGACACUGCUUUCCCAGCUAUCCUGCCCAUCCUUCGCUGGGGACUCCCCAUCACCUCUCCUCCCUGCAGUAGGCUGAUCAGCUGCGCUGAGUACACGCUGGCUCACUCACGAGGGGUUAUACAAACUCACGGGCCGCACGGCUGCUCUUAAAUGGAAACCUGCAUUGUCUUCUCUUGCACCAGCGAGGCAGGAUGCUGCAGUCCACAGCGCUGGGAGGUGUCAUAAGCCCUAAUGAGACAGGGAUGAGGUGUCCUCAUACUGCCUGACUUGGGGCAAAGAAACCAAAGACCGUGGCAGCUGAGCCAAUGUGUGAACUGAAGCCCCUGCUGUUAAAAACUCUGAAUCCUCUUAAGCAGCGCAUGCUCACUGGCUUGUGGAGCUGGUGGGAGCAGGGCUGGAGCAGGGAGCUGCUUCUGGUGUCUGUCUUGGCCUGUGCCUCAAUAAUUUGAUCUUCUGUUAGGAGGAACCACAUAGAAAAAGAUUUGGGUUUGUAGGGACCUAGGUUGUGGACUGGAUGCUGUCUGUUGCUGUCUUAUAUUUGUAAUGGUCUGUCACCUUGCUCUGUGGUAAAGGACAGAAGUCCCAGCUGCCCAGAGUAGGCCAAGCUUCUCUCCCAUCAAUCAGCCUCUUCCCCAGGUUUGAGGUGGGUGUUCAUCAUUCUUGCCUUAGCCAAUUGGCCUUUCUGCUGAGACUGACAACCAGGGGCCUGAUUAUUAAAUGAGGGUGGGUUUUUAUUUUGCUGGACUCUUCCUGGAAAUCUGCCUCAGGUGACCCACUAACUCGUUGAAGAGGUUCCUGGCAACAGCUAGGAGAGAAUGACGGUGGGUUGCUCCCAACCACAUCAGGGCUGUAUGUGAGAAGGGAUUUGUUGAUCCAUCCAUGUUUGCUCUGGCCAAAGAAAUGAAACAGAAGGAAAAAUACCAGCCAAGCCUGUGUCCUGCUCUCUCCUUUCCGUCCAGAGGAGUGUAAGGCGCAGGGAGUGUCCACAACAAACACUGAUGGGGAUGGCGGGAGGGAGUCAGACAUGCUGUGCAGGAGCCAUUCAGCAUGGGGUGAAGGCUUGCGGCCCUAAAAGGGGCAGCGGGUAGCGGUGCGCUGCCUGCGCCCACAAGAGCUGCCUGGCAGCUUCCAUUGGCUGCAGUUCCCCCACCCCAGGGGCUGCAGAGACAUGCCAGCUGCUUCCGGGAGCAGUGUGGGGCCAGAGCAGGCAGGGAGCCUGCUUUAGCCUCGCUGCAUUGCCACUGGGAGCCACCUGUGGUAAGCGCCUUCUGGCCAGAGCCUAUACCUCGCACUCCCUCCUGCACCCCAAGCCCCAGUUCAGAGCUGCCUCCUGGUCUCCAAGCCCCUGCCCCAGGCUCAUCCCGGAGACCCCUCCCACACAUAAGGAAGCAGGGGGGCGCCUGUGUGUAGAGUGAACUGCUGGGAGGGGGCAGCAUGGAGUUCGGUGAGGGGUAGAUCUGUAAAAAGAAGGAUAGAGUGGUGAGGUGGGCCUGAGGUGAAAGGGGUUGGUAGUGAGGAUUAAGGCUGGGCAUGAGGGACACUUAGAGGUGUGGCCAGACGUGUAUAUGAUAACAGGGCCUUUGAUUGAUACCUCCUGCCAGGCCGAUUCCUGUAGCAAUACAUCAGCCCAUCACCUGCAGUUGGCAGCCCUCAGCUGCUGGACUUCUGCCUCCAGCCCUGCCAGGCCCAAGUGGUGCAUCCUGUUGCCUCGCUGCACCAGCAGGCCUAGCAACCCGCUGAGCUGCUGCAUCCAUCGCCCAAGGUGAGUCCUGCAGCUGCUGCAGUAACAGGCCCAUGUGGAAGAGCCUGCCUGGCCAGGUUCACUAUGGUAAAAGUAGGUGGUGGAGCCCAUAGCAGAGGGGCAGGAUGCCCACUGAGGCUUAGCUGCUGCUUCCCCAGUGGGCGAAGGGUGGAUGUGGCAGCAGCCAUGGAAUUCUGCCCGGCUAUGCUGGUAACCAGUCCCUCUCUCACUGAGCAUUCACUGAGAACUCCACAUUACAAGAGAAAGGUUUAAAGGUUGAGCUGAAGAUUAAAUAGCUGUAAUGCACUUGUGAUCAGCAAUGGCUUGAAAUAUUAAGGGAGCAAGAUUGCCGUUUAAAGGAAAAUGGCCACAAAGGCGGCAAGCAGUAAAUGUGGUUCUGAACUCUCAACACCAGCAGACUUUGGCUAACCAUGCAUAUUGCCAACAGGAAGCAGCUUGCUUAUAGGAAGAACUGCAGGCUAUGAAGGUAGUAAACAGUGCAGCUCUGGAAAGCAGUGCUGUAGUGAGCAUUAAGAAAGUUGUGUUCAGAAAAUUGGAGGAAAAGAACAGGGUUAGCUCUCAUACGAGUUCAGAAAACUUUUUCUGGACUUCCUUAUGGAAGUAAUAUCAAUAACCUGAAAAGAAGUGAAGUUUUUCUUCCCAGUAGGGGAUUCUGAUUCUGUAGAGAAACAAUGGGUAAAAGAAAAAACAGAGUCAUGUAUGACUUGGAAAUUAGUGCAUGGAAAUCCCGAGUUGACUCUGGAUGGGAAGGUACCAUGUGAUGUAACACAAUCAGAAGGAACGUUAAUGUCACAAUUUGGUUUAACAAUGAAAACAGCAGUAAUGUUUAAUAAUUCAUAUACUGCUUUAAACAGUCUAGGAAAAGUUGUAGGUAAAAUACAGAAAGGAUGGCCACCUCCAAAGAAAAAACUCAAGGUGCACUGCUGAUAACUUUCCCCAACAAUGGGCCACAAGGAAAAGAGGAACCCGCAAAAUAAACAAAGGGGAACCAAGGAAAGAAGAGGGCAAAGAUAAAAGUCUUGCCUCUUGUGAAAAGAAGAGAAUUUCUGAUCCGGGCAGAAAUUGGCUUUGGAGAAAAUUGCUACAGUAUGAGCCUCUGGAUCAGAUUGAUAGGCUACCCACUAAAGAAUUGUUUCCGAGAUUGGCAAGUCAUGAGCAAACCUAUGGCUCCCCCAUGCUCCAAAGACCAAGUACAGGCGGCGGUUCGCCUCCCUAGCUCCCCAUUGUCAGCAAACGAUCAUGCUGACAUAGUGGCACAUUUAAAAUGGGUUGAAUGUGGAAGACCCACAAUUUAUGUGGUGAUUAAUAGCAGAGCAUUCAAACAAAAUAUGUUAAUAGACACAAGUGCCACUUUUGGUACGGGUAAAAAGAAUUUAUUUGGACCACCAGUAGCAAUAAAAAGAUUGCAAGGAUUUAAUGAAACAGAAAGUAAAGUGCCAUUUAGCUAGCCAAUAUCUCUUUGGUUAGGAACAAAUCGAGGAAUAGGACAAUUUGGCCUGAUAAAUUUGGAUGGCAAUGGAAUAAUAGGAAUAGAUAUGUUGAAUAAUGGUAGCCAACUAGUCAUAGGCGCUGACUUCCCCUUUUUCCCCAUGGGUGCUCAACCCCCCUCCUCUGCCCUCAACCCCACCCCCACUCCACUCCUUCUAUGAAGUCCCACCCCUGCCCCUCCUCUUCCCACCUCUGCCCCACCCCGCCCCCAUUCCAACACCUUCCCCAAAGCCCCUGCCCCAACUCAUCCCCCUCCCUGCCCCUAUUCCAACUCCUUCCCCAAAUCCCCACCCCGCCUCCUCCCCCUCCCUUCCGGAGCGUGCUAAUGUUGCCAAACAGCUAGGUGGGAAGUGCUGGGAGGUAGGCAGAGGAGUGAGGAUGCGGUGAGGUUGGGGGAGGGGGAGGAGAGCUUGCCUGCCAGUGGCAAUUUUUUUUUUCCCUGUGCGUGCUCCAGCCCCAGAGCACCCAUGGAGUCAACGCCUGUGCAACUAGUAUUAAUGGACGAAGUGAACGCUCAUAGAAGAAACCUUGAAAGAGCUCAGUAGAAUAGCAAGGCAGAUGAACAGGCUGAGAAAGGAACCAAGGAGGGGAUAGUAUGGCAGCCAAAAUUCCGAUCAACCCCAAUAGCAAAAAUAGAAAGAACAAAUUGAUUUAGUAGUGCUUCAGAACAGGGAGCCUAAACCCCCUAAAACAACUUUAAAUGAGAUAAGCACUAGCCAUCGGCUGAUAGCUAGUUUGCUCCCUGGAUGGGAGAAGCUACAAGAAGUGGAUCACUUACCUCCACUGUUCGUAUUACUGCUAUUACAGAGCAAUGUAUCUAUGGCAUUAGCUUGUGUACAAGCACAAACACGGACUAAUGAUGUGGUAAAGGACAUCAUAAGGGAUGGAAUGAGUGGGAUUUUGCCUUUAGAAAUAAGCAUUACGUAGAAAUAUGCUACUAUCUCUGAACAAAAAUUGUAUUCUUGGUAGAAAAUGAUAAAUUUUACACAUGAUGUACAAUUAAAUCAAAUUACCACCUAUAUAGUGAUAGAAUGGAUUUUGGCAUUAGGAUUAAAUGUUAAUGACGCUUUAAUGCAGCCAGUGGAGCAUAAAUUGUGGGGCAUGAAACAAACCUUUGUAUGGAAAACUGGAAUUUGAAGCCUGCAUGGAAGAGUGUGGGUAUUGGAUAUGUUUGCAGUUAUGAUACUAUACAACCAUAUGAUAUAUGUUUAAGUUCAGAAAAGAGAAGAUGUCAUUACCCACUCGAUCCUUUUCCACUUAAUGGAUCUGUAGUUGUGUAUAUAGGAAAUGUGUAUGUACUGGAGGUUGGUGUAACUGGUUUGAAGUUAAUCGUUUAUCAUAACACAUGAUCCUCAGGAAAACCAAUGUCUAUGCAAUAUAACUACUAUAAUAGGGUGUGAUUUUAAUUUUUCAUUGCCUGAAAGAAAAAGUGAAGACAUUAAAGAUCAGUUUCAGAUAUAUAUCAAGAUUAACCCAAUACCAUUGGGAAUGAAUAUAAGUUUAGUUAGGCAGCUAUUAAGGCAUUCUGACUUACAAAAACAAUUACAGAAAGCUCAGGAAAGUACACAGAAAGUCAUAAUCAUUGCACACCACUCUAGUGAUGAACAAGUUAUGGAACGAAUACAAAAAGAUACUAAACAUAGGUGGUGGAAGAUAUUUUUGGAAUGGUCUCCCACAGCAACAGGAUUCUUUAAUGCUAUUCUACAUCCUUUAGUAAUAAUUUUGGUGUUUCAGGUUUUGGUGGCAAUUACACUUAUCAUUUUGGUGUGCUUGCCCAAAGAGAAAUUUAAGCAGCUGAGCAUAUACUGUCCACAAGUCUUAAAAGAGUUAUAAUGGUGCACAAGGUGUGCAGCCUUAGUGAGGCAGAAUCAAGGAUGACAAGAUAUUGUGCCAGCAAGAAGAAAUAUCUGCUUGGUCUCAUGGAGAGCCUUGAGCUAAUGCUGGACAAAACUGAACAUCCACUGAACUCACUAAUUAGGUGUUGGAUUGAUAAACAAGUAUAUCAUGCAAUAAGGAGGGGACUGAUACAAGAGAUUUAUCUGGCUGCCCUAUUCUGUGUGGAAAUACAGCACUAGAAGCACUGUCCAGAACUAAAGGUGCUGACCUGUUACCAUUAGUUGAAGCAGGGAGAAAUUGAGAUUUGGGCUUGUUUGAAUUAGUGAAAUUGGAGUGGUGACAGUGAAACAUAAUGUUAAGGUACAUAUACAUGUAUAAUUUGUUUAAUAAUCAUGAGGCUUUAAAUAGUUAAUAAAGAUGGUUUUAAGCGGUUAUGGCAGCUGCAAGAAAUCAAAGCUGGGAAAACCAAACUGGAGGCCUUAGAAUGAUCUGGCCAAGGGCAAGCAGGCAGGUUGGGGGUGAAAUAAAGGUCACUCCAAAAACCUGAAGAGAGGGGUCAGUUAGGUAGAAUACAGGUCUUCAAACUGGUCCAGCCUUAAGAGCACAGGUUUUCAAUCAGGUCCAGCUUUGAUUGACAGGUGAAGGCCUUGAAGCUGAUUGGCUGAUAAUGAUUGGGAUUUAAAAGAGAGCCAAUCAGGAUAAGCUAAAAUCUGUAUAAGGCAGAGAGCUGACUGGCUUUAGUUAGUUUGUCUGCCUCAGCGUGAGCGGAAGUAGUUGGAAUGAGUGGGAGAAGCAAAAGAAAAAGAAACUCAACUAAAAGAGUUGAAAUCAUAAGAAGACAGAGAGCAGAAGCAAAGUAGCAGUGACAAAAUUAGGUCUGACAGAUCAGAAGGACCUAGAGUAGAGGGAAGGAAAACCAACAGGAAAGUAAGCCCAUAAUAAGAAAUAAACUGAGUGAAUAGGUGUGUAUGGGAUAAUAAAGCUGGAUAUUUGUGUAUAUAUGUUUAAGAACUUGCUGUCAGCAUCCUAUAUGUAAUUAGCCACUGCAUAUAGAAUGUAACCACUUAAAGCUAUUUUCCAGUUGUAGGAUAUUGAAAUUUUGAGUACUUUAAUGUGCAUCUGUGCUAACAGAAUUCUAUGCCUUUGUUAAGCAAAUAUGAAUGUAUUUCUUUUAAUAUAUUUUAAAUUUGCUGUUUUCUUAAUAUGUUUUAGAUUUACUUUAUUAGGAAAUAUUGUGUUAAAUAAAGAUUAUUUUUGUUGUUGAAGGA